This is a messenger RNA of Cuscuta campestris, 761 nucleotides long. The record is from the annotation of a GenBank genome assembly. NCBI's taxonomy places the organism in Eukaryota, Viridiplantae, Streptophyta, Magnoliopsida, Solanales, Convolvulaceae.
CAGCCCUUCUCCCAGAGCUCCUCCUUCGUCUUCCUCGAUUUUUUGCACUCAUCCGGCCACGGUAAAAUAACAAAUUAAAGGUUGCUUCUUGCAGACGAUGGCCGAAGUCAAUAUUGGUGAUGGCAAAGAUAUAUAGAGUUCGAAUCCUACCAGAUGCCCAAGAAGACUGGCGCCUCUACCUCAUCCGGUCAGCAUCCGGCUCUUCCCAGGACUCAACCGGACCAACAAGAGACCUUUGAGAUUUUGGAUGAAGAGGAAGCCCCAACGACCGGGGCAGCGGAUUUGAAUCCUCCCCCCAACAAGGGGAAGAAGAGCCGGAUGACGAAGGUGGCUAUGUCUCACCCUUCCUUCAUGAGGAAAAGGGGGGAAAGUGUACCGGAAGUCCAAUCCAUAGAGGAGCUCUGGGUCCUGCUUGGGCUCAAGCUGAAAGAACUUGGUGAGGUGGGUCCGGACGCAAUGGAACAGUUCUCCGAAGACUCUCCCUCCAAGGUGGCCCGGUUGGAAGAGAAAGUGAGGGAAGGGGAACAGGGAGCUGAACGCCGAGGUUCUGCUGCAAACAGAUGAAAUGGCCAAGCUCUCAAAGGCGACCGGGGCAGUAGGUGCUAAGAACCUCAAGCUGAAGGAGGAAAACACCCGGUUGAUGGAUCAGGAGGUCUCACAUCUGAAGGAGAUCGUGGAGUAUUUAGGUUAGGGGUAUUAUGCCAAAUAAAACCAAACGGUUUUGUUGCUACCUAUUUUAAAAAUAUAACAAUAUGUAUGGA